Molecule: messenger RNA, 1335 nt
Organism: Pecten maximus
Lineage: Eukaryota; Metazoa; Mollusca; Bivalvia; Pectinida; Pectinidae
Exons: 1
Coding region: 1-1335 (444 amino acids)
Molecular function (GO): zinc ion binding; nucleic acid binding
Source: RefSeq, a predicted model, not a curated record
AUGAACGAAAGAGUCAACUUCAUUAAAGAAAAGGGAUUAUGCUUUGGCUGUCUCAAGAAAGGCCACUUGUCGAAGAGAUGCCGUAAUCGUUCCAAGUGCGGCAUAUGCAAAAAAAGUCAUCCAUCUAUCUUACACAACGAAGAAAGCUCGUCAGUUGUUAGUGUAUCGAAUGCCAGUACUGGUUAUGCUAUCGCAAAAGAAGAUCAAAAGGGGGAUGUGUCUUGUGCCAUGGCGAUAGUCCCAGUUAGAAUUCGCUUGCGUGAUAAACCUCAUAGUAUAGAGACAUACGCAUUCUUGGAUACAGGUAGUAGCGCUUCGUUUUGCACCGAGACAGUUAUGAAACAGCUUGGAGCUAGAGGUAAGAAGACACAGCUUACACUGAGUACAAUGGGUGAGCCAUUUAUCAUGAACACAUUUUCCAUCAGUGGACUGCAAGUAAGUGACAUUAACUCGGAAAAUGCUAUUGAUCUUCCGCGAGUGUUCACGAAGGAAAAAAUGCCUGUGUCUAGGAAGCACAUCCCAACACAAGCAGAGGUGUCAAGGUGGGAACACUUAGCAAAGGUUUCACUAGCUGAGCCUAACUGUGAGAUAGGUUUGAUGAUUGGCAGCAACGUACCAGAUGCCUACUCGCCUAUUGAGAUACUUGCAGGCCCUUGUGGAUCACCACAUGCCACAAGAACUAAGCUUGGAUGGGUGGUCUGGAAUGUUCUUCGAGAAAGCGGUACUAUACAAGUCAACAGAGUUCACAUUCAGGAUGAGUCUGGAGAAGACAUCGAAGACAUGGUUAAGAGAUCUAUGAACCCUGAUUUCCCUGAGCGUCUUAUUGACGAUAGAAAAGAAAACUCGAGGGAGGACAAACAAUUUUUGGAUAUGGCUGAAAACUCUAUUUAUAAGGAUGGAGAACAUUACUGCGUUUCGUUGCCAUUUCGUAACAAGGUCACUAUUUUGCCUGAUAACUCGGUAAUGGCUAAACGGAGAUUACGCAGCAUUGAGAACAGGUUCAAGGCAGAUCCCAAGUUCAAAGAAGAUUACACUACCUUCAUGGAAAAACUGUUGGAGAAAGGUCAUGCGGAACCAGCACCUGUGGGAUUUGACAAAGGAAAGGUCUGGUACAUUCCUCAUCAUGGUGUAUACCACAAGAAAAAGAACAAGAUUCGAGUGGUGUUUGAUUGCUCUGCGCGAUAUCAAGGUGUCUCCCUUAACGACAACUUACUCCAGGGACCUGACCUUACAAACAAUCUUCUUGGUGUGUUGAUGCGAUUCCGGGAGGAACCAGUGGCUGUCAUUGGAGACAUUGAAGCGAUGUUCUAUCAGGUGAAAGGUCCCAGUAAAUGA